Molecule: messenger RNA, 213 nt
Organism: Lathyrus sativus (Indian pea)
Lineage: Eukaryota; Viridiplantae; Streptophyta; Magnoliopsida; Fabales; Fabaceae
Source: the annotation of a GenBank genome assembly
AUGCCUACUGUUUAUACGAUGGUUAAUCUUUUACAGGUUGGGUGUUAUUUUGUUUUUAUGCUUUAUGACACGGUUGCAUUUUGUGAAAACCUAUUAUGGUUCCUUUCAUGUAACAAAAUCUACAAAAUCUUCUCCGCCAUCAUCUCUUUUAAAAAGAAAUAUAACAGAAGGAAGUUUGUGGCUCACUCGCUAGGAAUGGUGGCUGUAUCUUGA